AUGCGGUCCUUGGCUUUAAGCCUGGCUUCUUUCCGCCUCGCCAGCGCCAACUUCCUCAACCAGGGCCAAGUGCUAAGUCUCAGUGGCGUCUCUUACUAUGCCGGCGGGAUUGCUGUAGGCCAAAUAGAAACCACGAAUGCCUCCAGUCUCGCGCUCGCAGCUGCUCAGAUUCCCGGCCAAGACCUGUUCCCGCUCACCGUCAUCGAGACAUCGAGCAGCAUCCUCUCAGGCGAUGAGAUUCUGAACAUCACAACCACCUACGAUAGCACGGAUGACGUCUUCCAACCUGCCUUUCUACAUGCGAUCUAUAUCCGCCCAAGCACAUAUAAUGCUACAGCUGGGUACAACGGCACUGUGUCUCUCCAUUCUCAACUAUCACGACAGGGGACCUCUUUGGUUCUAUCACCAAAGAAGAUCCAUGGCCUCACAGGCAGCGUCGCGACUGCUGUAACUGUCUUGAGUCUCCCUCGAGGACCCUAUUUCGUCUCAGUCCACACCGGAAACGUCUACAAAGCCUACCGGUUGUACGACGAUGACCACCUCGCCUUUGUACAAGGGGUGAUUAGCGAUGAAGAGGGUGCUUUCACUACCCUCCCUGCCGUUACUGAGAAUGUGAUGGCAAAGAGCAUCGCUGUCCCUUCACGGCUGUAUUACACCGAGACCGAGGAUAAACCCCUCGCCGGUCUCCGCUUCGGAGUCAAGGACAUUUUCCACGUCAAGGGAGUAGGCACGAGUGGUGGAAAUCGGGCUUACUUCUACCUAUACGGACGACAGAACAACACUGCACCCGCGGUACAACGACUCAUCGACCUUGGCGCUGUCCUCGUUGGUAAAAUGGGCACUGUCCAAUUCGCCAACGGUGAUCGUCCAACCGCCGACUGGGUUGACCUCCACGCCCCUUUCAACCCAAGAGGCGAUGGAUAUCAGGACCCCAGCGGGUCAUCUACCGGCCCCGGGGCAGGGGUAGGUGCAUACGACUGGCUUGAUCUUGCUGUCGGCAGCGACACUGGUGGUUCCAUGCGCGGUCCGGCAGGAUCCCAAGGCCUCUUCGGAAACCGGCCCUCCACGGGCGCCAUUUCUCUUGAGCAUGUCAUUCCUCUGAGUCCCGUCUCAGAUACCGCCGGAAUGUUCGCUCGCAGUGGCAGUCUCUGGGCCAAGGUCACGCAGGCUUGGUACCCUGACUUUGCUUCCAACUACACUUCCUACCCGACGAUACUCUACCAAUCAACGGCUAGAGGAGGUGCUUGGUCUGGAGGUAAUGUCAGCGAUGAAGCCACCAAUGUCAUCACUAGCUUCGUAGGAAAGUUGGAAAGUUUCCUACAAGCCAACUCAACUCCUGCAAACUACACGCAGCUCUGGAGCGAAACUCACGGAGAAGCACCUGCAGAUGUCAACGAGAUGCUUUACCUCACCUACGGCGUCUACGUUUCCUAUGAUCAGUGGCAAGAACUCGGCAAGCCAUUCUUCGAGGACUACGCAGCAAAGUUUGACGGGCGUCAGCCAUACAUCAAUCCAGGACCCCUCGCCAGAUGGGAAUGGGGUCAGGUUCAUUCGACGGAAGAAGUCUAUGCACAAGGUCUUCACAACAUUUCCCUUUUUAGAUCCUGGUAUGAGACCGAAGGCUACGGACGACAUGAUCCUGAGUCAUGCUCUGAGGGACUCUACAUCUAUCCUUGGUCUGUGGGCCAGCCAUCCUAUCGCGAUGUAUACAUCCAGGCCCGGACUACACCUCCGCUGGGCUUCGACGACUCUUCCGUCCCGGUCAUGGCCGGUGCCCCGGAAGUAGUGGUUCCCAUUGGAGAGACCUUAGCGUCUGAUCAUCGCGUCUACAUCAUGCCUUUCUAUCAGGUUUACCAUACCUAUCCUCUCACCCAGAAACAGCGGGAAUCUAUCGCUCUUUCGAUCACCAAUCUUCACUGCAGCACUUUCAGCACACCGGCCUUUUUCGUCCAUGUCAACUUCAUUAAACAAGAAUCAAAGUCCGAUGAUGGAACCUACUUCAUGGCUGGAAAGUCGCACACUAGCAACUCGAACCGCAUUGUCGCGCUAGUUCGAACCUCGGCUUCUCGCACGAAAGAUGACUUUGACGCACUGGCAGCCAAGAUCGAAGAUGCCUGGAACGGUGCUAUCAAGGAGCCGGGUAAAGAGGCCGAGUUUGAUGAGGCAAAGCGGCUUUUGAUGGUUGUUUUUACGCCGAUGUUGGCGAUCAGAGAGGGCGGAAUGGCUAUUCCCGACGCAGGUCAUGAGGAAGCGUGGCUCAAGCAGCAACUGCCGUAUUUUAAGGAGAUGAGCGAAAAGCACGGAGUCAAAGAUUUUACGGACCUGUUGGAAGAGUUGAAACAGAUGGAAUCGCUCAAAGGUCUCCUCAACUAG
This is a messenger RNA of Colletotrichum fioriniae, 2373 nucleotides long. The record is from RefSeq and is a predicted model, not a curated record. NCBI's taxonomy places the organism in Eukaryota, Fungi, Ascomycota, Sordariomycetes, Glomerellales, Glomerellaceae.